Messenger RNA from Physella acuta, 1300 nucleotides. RefSeq lists its product as uncharacterized. The record is from RefSeq and is a predicted model, not a curated record. NCBI's taxonomy places the organism in Eukaryota, Metazoa, Mollusca, Gastropoda, Physidae.
CAAUGAAGAGAAUCACAUUCAACAUACUAUAAAUCAGGCAAAUUAAGUUGUUUAUUCACUAGACUCCAUGUGAUCCUGUUGUUCCGAAAUACCUUGCUCCUAUAUCAGAACUGUUGUUAUAAUGUCCCCUCUAACUCAGCAGAAGAGGUACUUGUGUUUAGUGUAUGUUUUCUUCUUCGCCUGUUUUGUCAUAGUGUUAUUUCUAGGUAACUUCAACUCAACUUUAACGUUAAAAAUGUUUGACCCGGCAACAAAAACGACUGAAUGGUCAUUUAAUCCAUUCUUAGUAACCUCAAUGCCGAGGUUCUGGGAUUCGUGGAAAUCCGAAAAUAAAUCUGAUAAUUUUGGAGUUACCUACCCUUCAGCCUUGAACUCAACAUGCAGUGUUUAUAAAUUAUUAGCAUCAGUUGAGAAAAGUAUGAUGUCUAUAAAUAGCAAGUUGAUUUGCGAUGAAUUCGCGGAAAAAUCUGAUAUUUUGUGUCGAAUGUUUUUAGAACGGAUCCAUUUUAGUCAUUUGGAAACUAGCGCAUGCGCGUUGGCUAACAGCACAAAAGUUCCUAAAAUAGUUUAUUUUGUGACGUAUGGACACUACACAUUUCAUUUAUGGAAUUACGUGGCUUUUGUUGCCGCACAACGACAUAUUGUUCCAAGGGCGAUCUACGUCAUCGGCGAUCAACAUCCGGUUGGGGAAUUCUGGGAGUUGAUAGUGCGGGAUGUCCCUAACGUCAGGUUUGUGUACAGGGAGGCCCCGCUAGAGAUAUCAGGUUCUAGAAUCAAAAUAAAACAGCACCACUCGGACAUUGUCCGGCUCCAGACCAUCUACAUGAACGGUGGGAUUUAUCUGGACACGGACAUGGUGGUUUUAAGGAGCUUAGAUGACCUGCUUGAUAACGACCUAACGAUGGGAAUGCUAGACAACGCUACUGGACUGGGAAACGCUUUUAUAUUGGCCAAAAGACAUCACCCUUUUAUCAAGGAGUGGUACGAACAUUAUAGGAACUUCAAGAACAAAGAUUGGGGGUACAACUCGAUGAAGGUCUCACAAAACAUGUACUUCAACAACACGAAUCGUCUGGUAAACGUGAGGAAACAGCUGUACCAGCCCAACUGGUACGAGAUAGAGAAGUUGGUCAACGCCAGCCACCCGUACAACUGGAGCCAGAACUACGCCAUGCACAUGUGGGUCAACAGCGGGAGAAUUCCCAAAGAAACGUUGGCCAUUCAGGCAGAUAAUUCGACUGUUGGCCAGAUUUUUAGAUACAUUCUCUAUGGGGAUCCGAAAAUUAGAGGGAACGUGUGA